CAUUUGGAGUUAUGCACUCGGAGUCUUUAUCUUUGAUGAACAUUUUGCUUAGAAUGAAACUAUAUUUAUUGAGCUUAGUCACACUUUUUUUUUGUGUAGUGAGAGGAUGCAGAAUCAUAAUGAUGCAGUGAAGGAUGAUGAAGCUGAAGAAUGGGGGAACUGUUCUGUGGAAUCACAAGAAGGUGGUGAAGUUGAUCGUAUCAAGGUCAAUGUUGAGAAAUGUAGAAAGACUCUUCAAAACUUAGGUUAUACCGAUUUUACUUUUGUGGACUUCUUUGCGUUGUUCCUCGAGCAACUAGAUGACAUUCUCCUAGGAAGUGAGGAGUCUAUAAGCUACGAAGAGCUGGUUAACUGAAGUAGAGAUCAGUCUGUCUCUAACUACAUUGUAAUGUUCUUCAGGUUUGUUACUGCUGGUGAAAUACGAACUCGUGCAGAGUUUUUCGAACCUUUUAUAACAGGACUAUCAAACUCAACCGUUGAUCAGUUCUGCAAGACAUCGGUUGAACCGAUGGGAGAAGAGAGUGACCAUAUCCACAUAACCGCUUUGUCAGACGCGCUUGGUGUUGCAAUUCGGGUAGUGUAUCUUGACCGUAGCUCGUGUGAUAGUGGAGGUGUCACUGUGAACCAUCAUGACUUUGUUCCUGUGGGCACUAGUGAGAAACAAGAAGAAGCUUCUGCUCCUUUUAUAACCUUGUUGUAUCGUCCAGGCCAUUACGAUAUCCUCUACCCCAAGCCAUCUUCUAAGGUAUUGGACAAUGUGGAGAAAUGUCGUUUGACAUCAUAAACUGGUUAGAAGAUGUUUACAAAAUUGUGGUAAUAUGGAUGAAACACCAUGGAACAACCAACAAUUGCAUCAUCUCUUUACUCCUUGAUUAUGAUCAAAAAACCUUUUUGCAACAUCAGAGAAUGGACUUUUUUGUUUUGCUGUUGAUACCCAUCAAAGUCUUCUUUCAUAGUAUAUCAAACUGAACCAAAUGGUUUGUCAAAUAAUUAAAAACAGAGGUCUAAGUUGUUUUGAUGACU
This is a messenger RNA of Brassica napus (rape), 1023 nucleotides long. Its product is annotated as OVARIAN TUMOR DOMAIN-containing deubiquitinating enzyme 1. Gene Ontology annotation, biological process: protein K48-linked deubiquitination. Gene Ontology annotation, molecular function: ubiquitin binding; cysteine-type deubiquitinase activity. Gene Ontology annotation, cellular component: nucleus. The record is from RefSeq and is a predicted model, not a curated record. Lineage: Eukaryota; Viridiplantae; Streptophyta; Magnoliopsida; Brassicales; Brassicaceae.